UCCGGAUGUCAACACAAGUGUGUAAACACCCAUUCAACGUAGUAUAGAACGCUCAACGGAGACUAGUGUCCCCUCUCGCUGACGUUUCAGUAUCAUUUGAGGAAUUAUCGACCCCCCCCCAAAACGCAAAUAUUAGCGUCACGGUGGAGUGUAACUUGGUAGUGAGGCGAGCGAAGGACAAAAGCCCCCAAAUCGGUGGCGAAGAGGACGGACAGUGCGGGGGGUAAAUUGGUGGAGUGGCACAGGCAGGUCCGACCCAGCGACCAUGGCAGCGGCGACCGUCGUGGAGGCUGAGAAGCCGGCGGCGAACGAAAGCGCCACCGCCGGCUUCUCUGGCGUCCACCAGCCGGCCUGGGACGAUUCUCAGCUGCGGAGGUAUACGUUCUCCACCAAGCCCAUUCCCAGGCUGUCGCAUACCGACCCCAGAGCCGAGAUGCUCAUCAACAACGAGGAGCCGGUGGUUUUAACAGACACAAACCUGGUGUACCCUGCCCUCAAAUGGGACAUCUCCUACCUCCAAGAGAACAUCGGCAACGGCGACUUCUCCGUCUACAUCGCGGAAAACCACAAGUUCCUUUACUACGACGAGAAGAAAAUGGCCAACGUGGAGAACUUUGUCCCCAAGUCCCAACGACUUGAGAUGAAAUUCUCUGAGUUUGUGGAGAGGAUGCAGCAAGUGCAGCAAAUGGGAGGCGAAGAGCGGGUGUACCUACAGCAAACGCUCAACGACACGGUCGGGAAGAAGAUAGUGCUGGACUUCCUCGGUUUCAACUGGAACUGGAUCAACAAGCAGCAGGCCAAAAUGAACUGGGGCCAGCUAACAUCCAACCUCCUGCUCAUAGGCAUGGAAGGCAACGUGACGCCGGCGCAUUACGACGAGCAGCAGAACUUCUUUGCGCAAAUCAAAGGCCACAAGAGAUGCAUUCUUUUUCCUCCCGACCAGUUUGAGUGUCUCUAUUCGUACCCUGUCCACCAUCCCUGUGAUAGACAGAGUCAAGUUGAUUUUGACAACCCUGACUACAAUAGGUUUCCCAAUUUUAAAAACGUUGUUGGCUAUGAGGCGGUUGUGGGCCCAGGAGAUGUGCUCUACAUCCCCAUGUAUUGGUGGCAUCACAUAGAAUCGCUGCUGAGUGGUGGCGUGACAAUCACAGUCAACUUCUGGUACAAAGGAGCACCCACACCUAAGAGGAUAGAAUACCCACUGCGAGCUCACCAGAAGGUGGCCAUCAUGAGGAACAUCGAGAAGAUGUUGGGAGAAGCGCUUGGCGACCCUCGACAAGUGGGACCGUUGCUCAACACCAUGAUCACAGGACGAUACGAAGAUCCCAACAAGAAGGGUGAGCCUUGAAAUUGCGCCAUCUUGACUCUCGGACUAUGUCGCUGCACGGCAAUACGCGGCUAUCUUGAAACCAUCGCGCUUCUCACGGUGCCAUCGUCUUUACCCGUCUCACGGGAGUUGACUGUACUUGAACAAGACGUUUUUCUUUUUGCGUGUUUUGGUUAGUUAUUUAUGCCCAGCAGUGUUCUCAGAAUAUCUAAUUUAAAAGAAUAAAUAAGCGACUAGGGUGUGCAGUGAAUGAUCGCUUUUGGAGGAAUCUGUGACAAACCACUAGCAGAACCGCUUGUACUUAUGAAGUUGCCACUUUUUUUCUCGCCUUUGAAGGGAAUAGGGGUGUCAAGUUUAACGUUUCAAAAGCAGUUCAACUUUUCUGUACGUUUAAUUAUCAGAUUGCUGUGGCUGCUUGACAAAGGCAAAUAAGUAACCUAGUUAGGUUCACGGCAAGUGUGUCUCUGGUGUUGUGUUAGCUCACUUAGCUUAGCUAAAAUAUCAAAAUACAUCUACCUUGCCUUUCGGUGACUCUUCCAGUACCGCUGUUGCAAUUUGCCGAUCACUCUCAAUAACGUUGUGAGCUCGGUGGAAAUGCUAAAUUUAAAAAAAAAAAAAGUGAUUAUUGAUGAUGGAGGAUGUUUUUUGUUUUGGUACAAGUUCCUACUAAAUUCUGUGAAAUGGCUAAAAAUGUCCUCACACGUAACUGUUAUAAUGCCUACUGUAAUAUUUGCCCAUUUUUAUAGGAAACAGUAUUAAAGCGUGUUUCCCCCAAGGUGAAUUUAGAGUAAAUGAAUUAACGUGAGCUGAAUUAUUUUAACGCUAAAGAAAAUAUUGCAGCCUUGUGGGAGAGACGGCUGGCGCGGUAAUGAAUCCAAGUACGGCCAUUUAUAUGUAUCGCAUAUAUUCAAAAUUAGGCGACUGUGUUAAGUACGUCAUCAUUUUGGAUUUAUACUUCAAAGACUAUUGGAUUAGGACUAGCAAAGGCAUCAUUAAAAAAAAAAAUUUUAAAUGCAGAUUAUAUGUUUAGUGAUGACACCAACAUUCAGGUUAUGUCCUCCUGGGAAAGCCAUUUACUGUUUGGCUCAUUUUUAAGCCUUUUAAUGCACCCAUGAUCAGGUUUAAAGCUGCUUGUUAAGUUUCAUGGCGGUUUGUGUGUGACGUAAACUGCAGAACCUGUUUCUCUGCCGUAAAACAAAACAACCUCAACGCCGCUUCACCAAAGCUCAUCGUACAAAUGGACUCAUUGUUUACACUUCCUGUUUGCGCUCUGCUCCCAAGUUGCUAUGACACAGGAAAGCACUUAUCUCCAAAUUUUGUUUUGUUACCAAGAGCAAUCCGAUACACUGGAAAAAAAA
This is a messenger RNA of Syngnathus acus (greater pipefish), 2685 nucleotides long. RefSeq names its product hypoxia inducible factor 1 subunit alpha inhibitor (gene hif1an). Gene Ontology annotation, biological process: negative regulation of Notch signaling pathway; peptidyl-aspartic acid hydroxylation. Gene Ontology annotation, cellular component: cytoplasm; nucleus. The record is from RefSeq and is a predicted model, not a curated record. Lineage: Eukaryota; Metazoa; Chordata; Actinopteri; Syngnathiformes; Syngnathidae. Gene Ontology annotation, molecular function: [protein]-asparagine 3-dioxygenase activity; peptidyl-histidine dioxygenase activity; ankyrin repeat binding. The transcript is spliced from 8 exons. Bases 266 to 1348 code for a protein of 360 amino acids.